GGCUCAUUCGGCUGUUAUCUCCUAGACUAGAGAGUGCUUCACUCUCUUCCCUUUCCACUAGUAGUGUAUUGUUUUGAUGUUAUUUUAUUAUGUAUGCUGUUAUAAAGCCAUUUUAACUUGUGCUUUUAUAUGGAGAUAUUAAGGAUGGUGAUCUGUUGCUGAUCUAUUUAUAUAUUUGGUUGCUGUUUGUUGAGCAUUCGGUCUGAUUUGUUUGUGCAAAGUUUCUGACAACAUCAGCUGUUUGAGCGUUCAUUUUUUGAUUUGUUUGUGGGUAGGCUAUACAAUUGUUAACCCACACUUUACAGUGCAUUUUCCAGUCAUAACUUUCCUUACAGUCCCUUUUGUGAGGAAGCAGAUAAUUGCACAACCUGAACUUGUAUGUGAUUGAAUCCUACACUUGAAAAACUGACAGUCUGGAAGCACCCAUAGGGUGUUUUUCUCGUGUUUUGUGAAUUGCUUUGUGUGUGAUGUUUACAGAAAAGUGGUAGUCAACAUUUUUGUUUUAUACAGCACUGUGCACAUGGUGCUUUGCAGAGUAACAAACAAGGAGAUGAAGUCUCUGUCCUGAGGAGCUUGAAGUCUAAAAUUAAAUACAGAGGAAAGCUGCAGAGGGAAAAGGGGAAGAGACAAGUGUUCCAGUUGAAGAAUGUGUGUUGCAAGAAAUGAGCAUAGUUUAGCUAGGUGAGUUUUGAUGAGCAAUUUGAAGAAGAAGCAUAGGGUGGUAUUGUGGCCUACUUUACAGAGGUCUUCUAUUUCAAGGUGUCCUCUGUUUAAAGGGCUAUCUGGUCCAAGUCUAGUUUUAAGAAAAAGACUCCUAAGAAGAGAAAGCAGCAGGGGCCUUGAAGUUGCCCAGCUACAGAACACCAGAACAGCAGACUAGGCAUGGGUGACCUGCUUCGUCUUGACCUGCUUCGUCUUGUUCCCAAAUACGGUGUUUCCAGCCGAGCUGCCGGACGCGAUUCGCGGGAUGGAACCCCAAGGCACAGGCAGGCUGAAUUCCAGGAAAAGGAGGAAGGAAGGGCUGGGCCCCAAUGGGGCCACCGAGGCAGAUGGCAUCCCCUCUAAAAUGCCACGGAACUGCUUGGGCCUCAGGGAACCAGCUCCAUUUUCUGAUGAGCUUGAAGUGGACUACAGCAAGCCAUACAUCCGAGUCACAUUUGACGAAGCUUUGAGGGGGACUCCAUUGGACAGACCAGUCAGGGUUUACGCUGAUGGAAUAUUUGACCUCUUCCACUCUGGACAUGCCCGGGCCUUGAUGCAGGCAAAAAGCCUCUUCCCAAACACGUAUCUGAUUGUUGGAGUCUGCAGCGACGAAUUGACGCACAACUUCAAGGGUUUCACGGUGAUGAAUGAAGCCGAGCGCUACGAUGCUGUGCAGCACUGCCGCUACGUGGAUGAGGUGGUGAGGAAUGCCCCGUGGACCCUCACGCCAGAGUUUUUGGCUGAGCACAGGAUCGACUUUGUUGCCCACGACGACAUCCCGUAUUCCUCUGCCGGCAGCGACGAUGUCUAUCAACACAUAAAAGAUGCAGGAAUGUUUGCGCCGACCCAGAGGACCGAAGGGAUUUCCACGUCGGACAUCAUCACCCGCAUUGUCCGGGACUAUGACGUCUAUGCACGGCGGAACCUGCAAAGGGGCUACACUGCUAAAGAGCUCAAUGUCAGCUUCAUCAACGAGAAGAAAUACCAUUUGCAGGAGCGCGUGGACAAGGUGAAGAAGAGGGUGAAGGACGUGGAAGAGAAGUCCAAGGAGUUUGUGCAGAAAGUGGAGGAAAAGAGCAUUGACCUCAUUCAGAAAUGGGAAGAGAAAUCCCGCGAGUUCAUUGGCAACUUCUUGGAGAUGUUUGGCCCCGAAGGAGCUCUGAAGCACAUGCUGAAAGAGGGGAAGGGGCGUAUGCUGCAGGCCAUCAGCCCCAAGCAGAGCCCGAGCAGCAGCCCCACACACGACCGCUCCCCCUCCCCUUCCUUCCGCUGGCCCUUCACCGCCAGGACGCCUCCCUCGUCCCCGGCCAACCUCUCCAGGAACAAGUCAGCAGUCACCUAUGACAUCAGUGAGGACGAGGAGGACUAGCGGCCUGCCCCGGGCACAGGCAGGAAUCUUGCAGGCACUUCAUUGACGAGUCGCACCUCCAGGCACAAAGAGGACCUCCGGGGAGCGAGCACCAAGAGGGCUGGAAUCUGUCUCAGUAGCCGCUCCGCUGGCACCUUCCUCCCCAGCUGAGGACGAUUGCCUUGGGGAGUGCGGCACGUUGUUACUUUCUCCAACAAGCCCCUUCCCACUUCCACUUUUAUUGGUUUUUUGCUGUCGGUUUCUUGGGGAAGGAGGGGGAGAAAAGGUGGCUCUUAUUUUAAAGCAAGUGUCUUCUUUUAAACUUAGCACCCUAGUUGGUGGGGAAUUGUGGGGCCGGCAGAGCGGAGAGACUGACCUCUGGACAAGCAUCUUUGGCUGCCUGUCCCUUUGACCCACCUGGCACCCUUGCAGGCUGUUUCCAGUUCAAGGCUGUUGAGCCUCUCUGAAGUUGAGGCAAUAGAGGAAGCAGUUAUGGCAAGCAAGCUAUAAAGAGGGAGGAAGGGAGGGAGAACUGUGGAGUUACAAAAUGCUGUUUGGGAUGCCAGCACGGGUGGUCACCUUACAAGCCCUCCAAUCCCCCAAGUUGCCAGUCCUCGAGGAAAAAAAGGAAGAGAUGUGUAAAAUCAGCAUGUUUGCAGAUUCCCACUGUAACCCCAAAGAUACUGUUGGGUUUUCUCCUUGCCUGCCUUUUCCUGGUUUUGCCGCACACAUACAAAAAAAAGAAACCUUCAGUUCACUUUACAAACUCAUCCCACGUGGGCAAAGUUUGCUUAAAGCUUCUGCUUUAGGGCAUAGCGAGCCUCGGGUGAAAGGCAAGUUGCUUGCUGCUGCAUUGGAUGGGAGUUUCUGGCUAGUGCUGUGGGUCUCUUGGGUGACAGACGCAUUGCAUUGCAAAGCCAGAAUGGUGCUGAAUUGGUUGUGCUUGUUCUGUAGUGUCCAGAGAACUGACCCUAAUUCUCUCAGCCCCCUAAGUCUGGGACUUGCAAAAGCACAGAAUCUUGAAAAUUUGUUAAAAUUUUACCCCUUUUGCUCAUUGCGCUUUUAGCAAAGGUUUGUGGCCCCUUUCCUGGUUGCCAGGUGUUUGGUCUUUGUUGCCAUGACCCUGGCCGGGGUGUAUUCGUCCCCUUUCAAAACAUUCCUGCCCCACAAACGCGGCCCUCUCCAGAGGGCAUCACCUAUCUCCGCCCAUCUCUUUGUGUGUCUGUCUGCCUAUAACAGUGCUGAGUGGCCAGGGCUUUGUCGCUUGCCCUUGUGACAAAGGGGGAAGCUGCCCCAUUGUGAGUGUGUGCCGUGCUCUCAGGAAGACCAGCAGCAGGACAAAUCCUGACCAGAGAGUGCAAUGUAUUCAUUGUCCCACCUCCAAAUCUGCUGGGUGUUCAGUGCAAGUCCUGGCAACUUUUAGCUGCACCCUGAAUUAAUCUCUGCUCUUUCAUCCUGGUGACUUGUCAGCUCUCGGGGACUCUCUUUCCGUUGGCUUUUGAUGUUGACUGUGUAAUAAAUGUUCAGAUUUAACUGUCA
This is a messenger RNA of Rhineura floridana, 3589 nucleotides long. It is a transcript of the gene PCYT1A, whose product is annotated as phosphate cytidylyltransferase 1A, choline. The transcript is spliced from 9 exons. Gene Ontology annotation, biological process: CDP-choline pathway. Gene Ontology annotation, cellular component: endoplasmic reticulum. The record is from RefSeq and is a predicted model, not a curated record. The coding region runs from base 968 to 2071 and encodes 367 amino acids. Gene Ontology annotation, molecular function: phosphatidylcholine binding; choline-phosphate cytidylyltransferase activity. Lineage: Eukaryota; Metazoa; Chordata; Lepidosauria; Squamata; Rhineuridae.